This is a messenger RNA of Episyrphus balteatus (marmalade hoverfly), 489 nucleotides long. Its product is annotated as translocon-associated protein subunit gamma-like. Gene Ontology annotation, biological process: SRP-dependent cotranslational protein targeting to membrane. Gene Ontology annotation, cellular component: endoplasmic reticulum; membrane. Lineage: Eukaryota; Metazoa; Arthropoda; Insecta; Diptera; Syrphidae. The annotation marks the transcript as partial. The transcript has a single exon. The record is from RefSeq and is a predicted model, not a curated record.
UUUGGUGCUGUUCUUAUCUCAACAAAAUCAUCAGCUUUAUUAUAUGGAAAUGCCUUCAUCGUAUUUGCCAUUCCAAUUUGGCUCUUCUGGCGUAUUCACAACAUGGAUCUCUUGUCCAGUGCUAUUUUCUUCCUCCUCAUGACCGGAGCUAGCACAUAUUUAAUGGCCUUGGCCUACAAGAAUAUCAAAUUCAGUCUGAAGCACAAGAUCUCUGUGAAACGUGAAGAUGCCGUCACCCGGGAAGUUAACCGCCAAUUGGCCGAUGACAAGAAAAUCACCAAGAAGGAAAAGGACGAACGCAUUUUGUGGAAGAAGAACGAAGUUGCCGAUUACGAGGCAACCACCUAUUCCAUCUUUUGCAACAAUGCUCUCUACUUGACCAUCAUCAUUUUCAUUAGUUUAUUCAUUUUGAAGAACUCCUCUCCAGCUGUGAAUUAUAUCUUUUCAGUUGGUUUGGCCAGUGCAGCACUAGCGCUGUUCUCUACCAGG